Molecule: messenger RNA, 414 nt
Organism: Fusarium oxysporum Fo47
Lineage: Eukaryota; Fungi; Ascomycota; Sordariomycetes; Hypocreales; Nectriaceae
Exons: 1
Coding region: 1-414 (137 amino acids)
Source: RefSeq, a predicted model, not a curated record
AUGAAAGCUACAGAAGAGACCACGCUCACCGAGACGCUUGAGAAGAACGAGAGGUUGGUAACAUGGCCGCCGUACGGACGAGUGCUCACAUUGAAUGUCAAGCAGCUGAUGGCGAAGCUUGUUCAAGUUCUAGCCAGACACUGCUCGUUUAAACUCGGAGGUGGUUUCGUGUUCACAUACCAUACCGUACCAUCUAUGCUUGAGCCUGCACCAAAGUCGAUUUUUGGGACACAGACUAGCCAUCACAUACUCGAGAUGAAUCGAGUUGUUUCAGAUGAAAGUUUGGCAGGAGAGCGCGUGAAGUGGGCUGUGCAAGUGAAAGCUGAUCUCGAGGCUGGGGAUACUGAGAACAUCCUAGAGGGCUCAUACACCUCUUUAUCUCGUGAUGAAGAUAUGGAUCUCAACAAAAUUUAA